Messenger RNA from Cryptomeria japonica (Japanese cedar), 1857 nucleotides. Its product is annotated as triacylglycerol lipase OBL1-like. The coding region runs from base 1 to 1857 and encodes 618 amino acids. Gene Ontology annotation, biological process: lipid metabolic process. Lineage: Eukaryota; Viridiplantae; Streptophyta; Pinopsida; Cupressales; Cupressaceae. The transcript has 6 exons. The record is from RefSeq and is a predicted model, not a curated record. Gene Ontology annotation, molecular function: triacylglycerol lipase activity.
AUGCCUAACGAACACCUCAUUUUGCAUCCGGAGAAUGCAGGAACCAUACGAAUCCUCCUUUCUCUUUUCAUCGCAGGGAAUGAGAAUGGAUUCAAAGAAUACCUUGAGGAUUCCUUUCCUCAAAAUCCAUGGAUUAUCAAGAUUACCAUCCUUAUAAUUAAGAUUUUACAUUCUGUGGCUAAACCCAUGGCCUGUAUUGGAUCUUUCAUUGAGUUCAUUUUGAAUCUAUUAUCAAACAAUGGAGGAUUCACAGGAAUAAUUUACAGGAAUCUAACAGGGGAUCAUGUGAUAAAGGCCAAGAGGGAUUCAGAAAGUUUCAUCAGUUUCACUGGACACUUGGAUAGCCGUCUAGAUUUAAACUAUGCUACCGAAAAGAUAAUCGAAUCAGGAAGCAGAUAUUGUGCGGAUAUCUCUAUGAUGGCUUCCAAAAUAGCAUAUGAAAACGAACCUGUUAUCAGGAAUGUGGUCACCAAGCGUUGGAAGAUGCAUUUCGUGGAGUUCUUCAACUGCUGGAAUCAAUACUUGAAAAAGAAAUCCACUGAAGCCUUCAUAUUCUGUGAUAAGCCAGUGAAUGCAAAACUGGUGGUGAUUGCAUUCAGAGGCACAGAACCAUUCGAUGCAAUCGAUUGGAGUACUGAUUUUGACAUCUCAUUGUACAAAGUGGAGCCAAUUGGGAGAAUUCAUCUUGGAUUUCUUGAAGCAAUGGGCUUAGCAAAUCGUUCCAACAAACAAGUUACCCAAUUUCAUCUAAAACCCAAUACAAUCAAUGGGUGGCCAGACAACGUCCCAAAAGACCACGAAAAGCCUCUGGCUUACUAUGCCAUUAGAGCUAGACUAGAAGAAUUGCUGGAAGAACACAAGGAUGCCAAGUUUAUUGUCACGGGGCACAGUUUGGGUGGUGCUCUUGCAGUACUGUUUCCUGCAAUACUACUUCUGCAUAACCGGAAGAAGCUCCUGGAAAAGAUGCUAGCAGUUUAUACUUUUGGGCAACCAAGAGUUGGUGAUGAACAGAUGGGAAAUUAUAUGAAUAAAAACAUCAACCAACCUGAGCCAAGGUACUUUAGAGUAGUGUACUGCAAUGACAUGGUUCCCAGGUUGCCAUUCGAUAAUAAAGAGUUUAUGUUCAAGCAUUUUGGAGCAUGCAUCUACUACAAUAGCUGCUACGAACAGAAGACACUGAAGGAAGAACCCAACAGAAAUUUUUCAGCUUUAUAUUUCAUUCCAAAUUCCAUAAACGCAAUAUGGGAACUUAUACAGAGCAUUAUAAUUGGGCAUACAGAGGGAAAAGAUUUCAAAGAAGGGUGGUUUGGAAUGGUAUUCAGAUGCGUGGGGAUUGUAUUACCUGGAAUCUCAGCUCACAGCCCUGUCAACUAUGUAAAUGCCAUUCGAUUGGGCCCACCUUCAUUUGAUGCGACCGUCAGAAAGAAGGUUGAAUGCCAUGAUAGUCCCUGUAUAGACAAUGGAAUUUCUAAGCUGAAAGAUGUUGAAAAAGUGGUUGUUGUUGAAGAGGAUGAACUCAAGAGAUUGUGGGAGGAAGAGUUUAUGCCAUUGGAAACCCAAGUUGAAUCUAAUGUUGACUCCCACGAUGAGGAGGGUGCAGAUUGGAGUGAGGCAGCAGGGCAAGGAGGCUUGGGAGAAAUUUUGGCUUCGGAGAGCUCUGCAGAUGGCAUGGCCUUGGCGAAAAUAAAGAGGCACUCCCAUAAUGAUGACAACCUUUGUGCAGAUAAUUUCAUAGAAGCCUAUGACCCUAUGGAUUUAGAUGACAUAGUAAAUGAUAAAAGUCAGUUUUCUGGUUUGAAGCGAAAGCGACCAUUGACAGGAGCAGAGGACAAUGGACAUCACUCCAAGCGGUUUUAG